AUGAAGACUUCUCUGUUCUUGCUAAGCGCGAUUGGCGCUCAGGCCUGCCAGCGGGAGCGUGCUUUUGUGCACCACAGCCACCCACAUGUCAAGAGGCAAACCUCAAAUGCCACCUUCCCACCUGCUCUGGAUCCCAAUGAACAGAUUCUGCUCAACUCAUUCGACAACACCUCCAUCGCAGAAUGCCUAGUCGUCUUCCUCAACUACCCGGUUUCAAACUCCCUGCUCCUCACAUAUCCCAAUGGCAGCACAUACAAGCCAACUUUGAAAGAGGACAUUCUUGAAGAGGAUCCGACCACCAGCUAUCCCAACAGUGUCCCAACCUUCCAUGGCUACUCUUUCAGCGGCAACGCAUCUGCAGAAUACGUCUACGUUGGCCGAGGCCAGCAAGUUGACUUCCAGCGACUACUUGCAUUGGGUGUAGAUCUGAAAGGCAAGAUCGCGCUUGCAAAGUACGGCGGUCCCUUCCGUGGACUCAAGGUUAAGAACGCGCAAGACCAUGGCAUGAUUGGAACUGUCAUCUUCUCAGACCCCGGCGACGAUGGCAAUAUGACCGAAGCCAAAGGAGUCGCUGCCUACCCCAACGGACCUGCAAGGAAUCCUACGACUGUUCAGCGUGGAAGUGUUCAGUUCUUGUCGACAUACCCAGGAGACCCUACUACACCCGGCUAUGUUUCCAAACCUGAUUCCGAGCGGGCUGAUCGCACCAACAUCACGCCUCAGAUCCCUUCCCUGCCAAUCUCAUGGAUCGAGGCCCAACCUCUCCUGAAGGCACUGAAUGGAUUUGGCACCAACGGCACGGCGGUAAACAGGACCGGCUGGGUCGGUGCCAUCCCGGGCGUAACCUACAGCACCGGAGCCGGCUCAGGCGCCACCCUCUCUAUGAGCAAUUUGAUGAACGACACCUACGGCACCAUCUGGAAUGCCGUCGGUGUCAUCAAUGGUACCGCCCAAGACGAAGUCAUCAUCGUCGGUAAUCACCGCGACGCCUGGAUCGUUGGCGGCGCCGCAGACCCCAACUCUGGGUCCGCCGUGCUCAUCGAGCUCGCGAAAGCCUUCGGCAAGCUCACUGCCACGGGCUGGAAACCAGCUCGCACCAUCGUUUUGUGCAGCUGGGACGCAGAGGAGUAUGGCCUUGUUGGCAGCACGGAGUGGAUGGAAGAAUACAUUCCUUGGCUCAAAAAUGCCGCCGUGUCGUAUUUGAACAUUGAUGUUGCGGUUGCUGGACCAAUUCCGGAUAUUUCUGCAACACCGGAUCUGCACAGCAUUGGCACGAGCUUAAUGAAGAAAAUCACCUACCCGUACCGCGGCGCUUCGGAUCUGACGCUAUACGACGUUUGGAUGCAUGAGAGUGGCGGUGAGGUUGGUGUCUUGGGCAGCGGAAGCGACUACACCGCUUUUCUACAUCGCGGUAUCGCUGCUAUUGAUAUGGGAAGUGGCGGAGGCCCCAUGGACCCCGUCUAUCCAUACCAUUCCAAUUACGACAGCUAUGCGUGGAUGGAACGGUUUGGUGAUCCAGGAUUCCAUACACACAAGGCCAUGGGACAGUACCUGACGCUACUGCUCUACCACAUGGUCAACGAUGCGGUUGUACCGCUCGAGCCAUCAGGCUAUGUAUCCGAGUUCAAGAAGUACUUUGAGGACUUGGAGACCACUGUCGGAUCAUCAAACUACACGAUCGAUCUCUCGCCCCUAACCGCUGCAAUUUCGAGCUUCUCAGCAUCAGCAAGCGAAUUCGAAGCUCUGCGAUCCCAGGCUUUGGCUACGAAUGACACUGCCCUCCUGACUGUCCAAAACCACAAAGCCCGCGAUUUCUCGCGCGGUUUCACGUCGCAGGGCGGUCUGCCGACGAGAGAGUUCUAUCGGCAUACCAUCUUCGCUCCGGGUCGUGACACGGGAUAUGCCCCGGUAACGUUCCCUGGCAUCACAGAGAGCAUCACGUUUGAUAAGAAUCAAACAUUGGCGCAGAGUUGGGUGAAGAAGACGGCUGACGCGAUCCUAGUCGCGGCGAGCGUGUUGAAGACGUAA
Molecule: messenger RNA, 2028 nt
Organism: Parastagonospora nodorum SN15
Lineage: Eukaryota; Fungi; Ascomycota; Dothideomycetes; Pleosporales; Phaeosphaeriaceae
Exons: 2
Coding region: 1-2028 (675 amino acids)
Molecular function (GO): carboxypeptidase activity
Source: RefSeq, a predicted model, not a curated record